AUGGGCAACCGGGGAAUGGAAGACCUGAUUCCCCUCAUCAACAAGCUCCAGGACGCCUUCAGCUCCAUCGGCCAGAGCUGCAACCUGGACCUGCCUCAGAUCGCGGUGGUCGGCGGUCAGAGCGCGGGGAAAAGCUCGGUGUUGGAGAAUUUCGUCGGAAGGGACUUUUUACCCCGAGGCUCUGGCAUCGUGACCCGUCGCCCUCUCAUCCUUCAGCUGGUCAACAGUAAAGCAGAAUAUGCAGAGUUCCUUCACUGUAAAGGCCGCAAGUUUGUGGACUUCGACGAAGUCCGAAUGGAGAUCGAAGCAGAGACUGACCGGCUCACAGGGUCCAACAAGGGCAUCUCCCCCAUCCCCAUCAACCUGCGUGUUUACUCUCCGAAUGUGCUUAACUUGACAUUGAUUGACCUGCCGGGGAUGACCAAGGUGGCCGUAGGAGACCAGCCUCAGGAUAUCGAGCAUCAGAUCAGAGACAUGCUGCUGCAGUUCAUCACCAAGGAGAGCUGUCUGAUCCUGGCCGUCACCCCCGCCAACACGGAUCUGGCCAAUUCCGACGCCCUCAAGAUCUCCAAGGAGGUGGACCCUCAGGGGCUGCGGACUAUCGGCGUGAUCACAAAGUUGGACCUGAUGGAUGAGGGUACUGAUGCAAGAGACAUCCUGGAAAACAAACUGCUGCCACUCCGCAGAGGUUACAUCGGGGUGGUGAACCGCAGUCAGAAGGACAUCGACGGGAAGAAAGACAUCCGAGUGGCGCUGGCCGCCGAGAGGAAGUUCUUCCUCUCCCAUCCGGGACUGGCGCAAACGUUUCAGCUAAGUGUCCUUUUUUUUUGGUUCCAGCAACUCACCAACCACAUCCGCGACACGCUGCCCGGGUUACGCAGCAAACUGCAAAGUCAGCAGUUGUCGCUGGAGAAGGAAGUGGAGGAGUACAAGAACUUUCGGCCCGACGACCCCGCACGCAAGACCAAGGCCCUGCUACAGAUGGUCCAGCAGUUCGGCGUGGACUUCGAGAAGUGCAUAGAGGGGUCUGGAGAUCAGGUGGACACCUCCAACCUGUCCGGCGGAGCAAAGAUCAACCGCAUCUUUCACGAGCGAUUUCCUUUUGAGCUCGUUAAGAUGGAGUUUGAUGAGAAGGAGCUGCGGAAAGAAAUCAGCUAUGCCAUCAAGAAUAUCCAUGGAGUCAGGACGGGCCUGUUCACCCCAGACCUGGCCUUCGAAGCUAUAGUAAAAAAGCAGAUCAUUAAGCUGAAAGAGCCCUGUCUGAAAUGCAUCGACCUGGUCAUCCAGGAGCUCAUCAACACAGUCAGACAGUGCACCAAUAAGCCCAGGACAGGCUUGUUCACCCCAGACUUGGCGUUUGAGGCUAUAGUGAAAAAGCAGGUCAUUAAGCUGAAAGACCCCUGUCUGAAAUGCGUAGACCUCGUCGUCACCGAGCUCAUCACCCUGAUCAGGAAGUGCACGGAAAAGUUGGACUCGUACCCUCGUCUGAGAGAGGAAACGGAGAGAAUCGUCACCACGUACAUCCGAGAGAGAGACAGCAAAACCAAAGACCAGGUGCUGCUUUUGAUUGACAUUGAGCUCUCCUACAUCAACACUAACCACGAGGACUUCAUCGGAUUUGCCAAUGCCCAGCAAAGGACCACCGCUAACCCCACCAAGAAGAGAGUCAUGCCUAAUCAGGUCAUCCGCAGAGGCUGGCUGACCAUCAACAUAAGCAUCAUGAAGGGAGGCUCCAAAGACUACUGGUUCGUCCUGACUGCUGAGUCUCUCUCCUGGUACAAAGACGAAGAAGAAAAGGAGAAAAAGUACAUGCUUCCUCUCGACAACCUGAAGCUGAGGGAUGUGGAGAAGGGCUUCAUGUCCAGCAAACACGUCUUCGCCAUCUUCAACACGGAGCAGAGGAACGUGUACAAGGACCUGCGUCAGAUUGAGCUGGCCUGCGACACCCAGGAGGAUGUGGACAGCUGGAAGGCCUCCUUCCUCAGGGCUGGUGUUUACCCAGAGAAAGAUCAGCCGGACAAUGAGGACGCCAUGAAUCCCAGCGACACGGUGUCCAUGGACCCCCAGCUGGAGCGCCAGGUGGAGACCAUCCGCAACCUUGUGGACUCGUACAUCGGCAUUGUCAACAAGUCCAUCAGAGACCUGAUGCCCAAGACCAUCAUGCACCUCAUGAUCAACAGCGCAAAGGAUUUCAUCCACUCCGAGCUGCUGGCCUAUCUGUACUCGGCCGGAGACCAGGGCAGUUUGAUGGAGGAGUCGGCAGAGAAGGCUCAGAGGAGGGACGAGAUGCUGAGGAUGUAUCAUGCUCUGAAAGAAGCCCUCGUCAUCAUCGGAGACAUCAGCACAUCCACCAUUUCCACACCAGUGCCUCCGCCUGUAGAUGACAACUGGAUCGCCAAAGACCCGAGUCCUCCUCCAGCAUCCCGCCCCGCCGCAUCGACGGCGCCCCCCCCGAGCCGGCCCCCGGCCGUCAGGGGCCCAACCCCGGGGGCCCCGGCCCCUCUCAACCCCUCGCCGGCCUUCGGGGCGCCCCCCGUGCCGUCCAGGCCCGGCCCGCCGCCGGCCUUCGGAGCGGACCCCAACUCUGCUGCUGCUGUGCCUCUGGUUCCGUCCAGGCCGGCCCGCGUGCCCCCAGCUCUGCCCCCGGGCAUUCCCAGCAGAAGACCCCCGGCUGCCCCCAACAGACCCACCGUCAUCCGUCCUUCAGAGCCCUCCCUGCUUGACUAA
Messenger RNA from Menidia menidia (Atlantic silverside), 2727 nucleotides. The record is from the annotation of a GenBank genome assembly. NCBI's taxonomy places the organism in Eukaryota, Metazoa, Chordata, Actinopteri, Atheriniformes, Atherinopsidae.